GGAGGAGCCGGGGGCGGGCGGGCGGCCAGCAGGAGGGGGCUGGGGCCCGAGGUGGCAAGUGCCGGAGCGCCGGCGGCGACGACGGCAGCGUUGGCAGAGCAGGCUCAGUGCGUGGGUCCACGGCCGAUCGGGGUCCGCCCGCGGGCUGCGGUGCGAGAGGGCGGCCCGGCUCCCCUUCUCUCCCGCCCGCCGCCGCCGCCGCUGUGAUUGGGUGGAAGAUGGCGCUGGGCGGAUGGAAAUCCUAAUGACAGUCUCCAAAUUCGCCUCCAUCUGUACCAUGGGCGCCAAUGCCUCGGCAUUAGAGAAAGAGAUUGGUCCAGAACAGUUUCCAGUCAAUGAGCACUAUUUUGGAUUAGUCAAUUUUGGGAAUACCUGCUACUGCAAUUCAGUUCUUCAAGCACUUUAUUUUUGUCGUCCAUUUCGGGAAAAAGUUCUAGCAUACAAGAGUCAACCUAGGAAGAAGGAGAACCUUCUUACCUGCUUAGCGGAUCUGUUCCAUAGCAUAGCCACCCAGAAGAAAAAGGUUGGAGUAAUACCUCCCAAGAAGUUCAUAACAAGAUUACGGAAAGAAAAUGAGCUUUUUGACAACUAUAUGCAGCAAGAUGCGCAUGAGUUUUUAAAUUACCUACUAAAUACAAUUGCUGAUAUUUUACAAGAAGAGAGAAAGCAGGAAAAACAGAAUGGCCGUCUCCCGAAUGGUAACAUUGACAGUGAGAACAGCACCAGCACACCAGACCCAACAUGGGUUCAUGAGAUUUUUCAGGGAACAUUAACUAAUGAAACCAGAUGUCUUACAUGUGAAACUAUAAGCAGCAAAGAUGAAGAUUUUUUAGACCUGUCUGUUGAUGUGGAACAAAAUACAUCAAUUACUCACUGUUUAAGGGGUUUUAGCAACACAGAAACUCUAUGCAGUGAAUAUAAAUACUACUGUGAAGAAUGUCGCAGCAAACAGGAAGCACACAAGCGUUCUGGAGGCUGGGAAGUCCAAGGUCAAGAUGCCAGCAUGGUCUUGUUCUGGAUGAAAGUUAAAAAGCUGCCCAUGAUUCUAGCUCUACACCUGAAGAGAUUUAAAUAUAUGGAUCAACUUCAUCGAUACACAAAACUUUCUUACCGGGUAGUUUUUCCUUUAGAACUUCGUCUCUUUAACACUUCAGGCGAUGCAACCAAUCCUGACAGAAUGUAUGACCUUGUUGCUGUUGUGGUUCACUGUGGAAGUGGUCCUAAUAGAGGCCAUUACAUCGCAAUAGUUAAGAGUCAUGACUUUUGGUUGUUGUUUGAUGACGAUAUUGUAGAAAAAAUAGAUGCACAAGCUAUUGAAGAAUUCUACGGGUUGACAUCAGAUAUCUCAAAGAACUCUGAGUCUGGUUACAUCCUUUUCUAUCAGUCUCGAGACUGAGGGGAACCGCGAUGAAGAGACUUCUGCCUCAUUUCUUCUUUGGUUAUUAUGGAAAGGAUCAAGCACUAAUUUUUCAAGAAAAGAGAAAUGCAGGAAGCUCAGGGGGCAGUGGCACACUUUGCACACAAUAAAGCAAAGACUAUGGAUUAACAAGCUCUUCCUAUUAUGGUAGUUGAUUUAUUUGCUCAGGUAUCAUGCUGUCUGUGCAGUUCCAUUCUACAAAGAAGUGACAUCAGAGAUAGCAGCUCCUCCUGUAAAGCAGCCUUCUGGUAAUUGACACACACACGUUCUCUUUAUUAAUUGCAUCAGUAAUGAUUUUAACUCCUUGGGGGUGCAGUAGAAAGAAUAGGAAUCUGUGCCAGGUUUUGUAGAUAAUUUAAGGAGAUGAUAGAGAACACACUGUUUAAAUUUGCCUGUGUUGAAUGUGUACAGAAAGGAUACUUGGUGGUCUUUUCAACCGUAAACCAGAAAUACUUUUGGGCCCAACACUUGCAGUUGCCUUCCUGAUAUAAAAAACUAACAGGUUUUAGAAUCCAGUGUCAGGAAGACAAAUACGUUUUGCUUCUCUAAAGAAGCUUUUAAUAAUAUACAGUAUAUGUAUAUGUAGGGAACAAUUGGUCAAAAGUGGCUUUUUGUUUCCCCAAGGGGAAAGACUGGCUUUGUAAUAUAAUUUUUUUCCUUAUUUAUUUUACUUAAAACUGCUAGAGUCUAAGUAUUGUAUGAAGUGCCCAUGAUUCUGUCAGUAAAUUUGAGCAUAUUUUUAAUUUUUAUUAGCUUUUGUCAGUUUAACUUGUCCUUUUGCUUGUUUCUGUUUUUAAGGUGAAUUUUAAACUCUAUUUAAAUCAGUACGAUACCGUAAGAAAAAUUGCAAUGAGAUGAGGUAAAUAUUCUUUUUCAGGAGGAACUGAUAUCUCUGGCUAAAUAUUUUUCUUUUGUUAUAGUUUAUAAGUCAGUUAUUUUAUUCAGCUUUAAUUUCAGUAAAAUAAGAAACUAUAAAAAAUUCCCUAUAGUCGUUGGGAUGAUAAAAGACAUUCUGGUGCAGUGAUGGUAUACCAGUCGUUAGAAUUCUUAAAUACUCUAAUGUUUCCAAUUAAGGCCAUGUUUGGAAGAUUCAUGUCAUAGCAGUUAUAUUAUUUUCCAGAGUCAUUCUUUACCUUGGAAAGAAGGAAUCGUUCAUCAUAACCCCAGUAGCUAGCGGAAAAAACCUUUGAAAAUUAACUUUUAAUUAAGUAGACCAGGAAUACACAAACAUGUCCUUUUCUCCAUCCACCUUUACAAAUCUUACUGGGAGAGUGUUUGGAAAUUAACUUUGUUAAGACUCCCUUCUGUUAGGAGUUUUAAGAAGUAAUGUAUGUAAUUAAAAUAAGUAAAUUUUUGCAAUUGACACUUUUUCAUGCAUCAGUAAGUUCUCUGACAAUGGCCAAAUGUCACUUGUGGAAAGUAUUUGAAUAUACAAAAUAAUAGCAAUCAAGCCUUGGAUAUUAUUUAUCAGAGUCUUUUCAGGCAGUAAUUUUUUUAAUUGCUGUAAUUUUCUAAACUUAUUUUAUUAAUACUAUUGAAUACGAAAAACAAAAAAGAAUCCUUUUGUCUGCUGCUAUUAUUAACAUUUAUUAUCUGUAUCUUUUAGCUCAGGAAAUGACUUCACCUAUUCAUUCCGUGAACAUAUCUUUAACAGGGUCACUUAGUUAAUUGGGUUGUUUAACAGAUGUGCUGGGAGAAAAUUAUGAGGUAUUUUGAUAAAUUACUUUUUAAGGUAUAGUUUCUGAAGCCUUAUCUUGGCUGGAAUUGUUCUGUACAAAUCAUAUAGCCUGGCUGAUUUACCAGCAUUGCACAGAGAAUCACAACCGAGAAUGUAGAGAAGGCCAUAGCAGUGGAACUGGAUACAUUUUUUAUUUUGAGGGCUUAAACCAAAUUGUCUUGGAUUUUAAAGUGGUGUGUCUGUGGUUUUCAGCACAGAGAAGGUGAGUAAAGUGAAGCUGAGUCAGUUUUUAUGUGAGGCAGGCCGCGGCAUGUAUAAGAAAGAUAGAUGAAGUCAUUUGCAUAAAGGUACAGCGUUGAAAUUCGUUUGUUUUCACAUUGUGCAUUUUAAAAACAGUAAAAGCUACGGUUAAAUUUCAUAUUAAAGCAAAUGAUAGCAUUCUUGUUGAGUUCCAUGGUAGUCACACACUGUUCACAUCUAUACUGCAUUUAAUAGUACUGGUAUGAUUUGUCAGGGUAGGGACUGUGGGAUGAUGGUUCUCAAUUUACUUUUUACUCUUAGUGCAGCUGCAUCUAGGGAGAAUGUUUGCAAGCUUAUCAGAAACUCAACAUACUUUAAAAACAUAUAGGGUUAGGGUUGGUGGGGGGGAAUGCAGAUAUAGUAAGAAAAGUGACCCAUAUAGACAGCAUUGUGAGGUUGUCUGUUGGUUGACUGUGGUUGAAAUGAAGGGUGGUAGGCUUCAGUUGUAAAUGAUGGCUGAUUGCUGUCUAUGUACAUGAUUGUUGGGAAUGGCUGUUCUGUUCCAUAUUUUGUAUAUUGGAAUAAAAUUUCUAUAAAUUAUCAUAGCUAAAAGUAAAUAUUCUAAAUUAAGUCUCACUUCGAAGUCAUAUGGCUUCUGUCUUGGCAACUUUAUCUUUAGAAGAUUACUUAAGACAGGAGCCAUGAGACUUCCAGAAGGAAAAGAAAAUGUGUAAUAUAUGGAUCUUGUUGUCUCUAACCAUCCGUAUAGGGUUUUUCUUUCCUUGAUGGCAGUAGAAAGAUCUCAUUUUCAUAACAUACUUCUCUUGAUACUUUCUUUAAAGAUACUUUUCAUUAAAGAUUCUCUCAUGAGGUAUUUAACUGGGAGCUGGGAGGCUAAGGCGCUCAGGUCCUGGCUCUUCAGUGAAUUUAACUGUGUGACCUUGGGCAAGUCACUUAACCUCUGUGCUUCAGUCUCCCUAUCUUGUAAAAUGGGAGUAAUACCUACCUCACAGGGUUGUUGUGGGGAUUAAUUAGAUAAAAUGUCUGUAAAGCAUCUAAGGUUCUUGAAGAAGGCGCUAUACAAAAUAAUAUCUAUUAAAGUUGUUUUAUUUGUG
This is a messenger RNA of Myotis daubentonii (Daubenton's bat), 4450 nucleotides long. It is a transcript of the gene USP12, whose product is annotated as ubiquitin specific peptidase 12. Gene Ontology annotation, biological process: protein deubiquitination. Lineage: Eukaryota; Metazoa; Chordata; Mammalia; Chiroptera; Vespertilionidae. Gene Ontology annotation, cellular component: nucleus; cytosol. Gene Ontology annotation, molecular function: cysteine-type deubiquitinase activity. The record is from RefSeq and is a predicted model, not a curated record.